AUGGCUCCUAUCCACAUCGGCUCCUUGGUCUACAACUACCAAGUCCUUGACGUGCUCGGCCCCUUCGAUCUGCUCGGAUCGGGAGGUAAACACAUCCUGAAUGCAGUGGCCUACUAUACCAACAUUGACAAGAAUAUCCUCAACCGCGCCCCGGAGUUCGUCUUCCACCACAUCGGAGAAACACUUGAUCCAGUGCCACUCCUCACGAGCUCGGUCAUUAUCAAACCCACUGACACGAUCGACAGCUGCCCCGAGCUGGACUACUUGCUCGUCGGCGGGCCCGACGUCAAGGACUUCGAAUUGUCGCCCAGAUACGCGGAUUUCAUCCGCCGACAUGUAGCAGCGGGCAAAACGGUUUUUACCACCUGCACUGGCGCCGGGGUCCUUGCCUCGACGGGCGUUUUAAAUGGGAAGAAUGCCACCAUCAACAACCUGGAGUAUGACUGGGUAGCCAAGAAGUAUCCCAAGGUCAAAUGGACCAAGGCCCGAAAAUGGGUUGUGGAUGGUAACAUCUGGACUGGUGGUGGCGCGGUUGCGGGCAUGGAUAUGUUUGCGCAUUGGUUUAAGGAGAAUUUUGGUCUGGAUAUGCUCAUUCAGGGUGCCAAAGGGCUGGACUAUGAGCCGAGAGAUAGUGAUGGGUUAUUCAAGGUGUUUCCUCAGCGGUAUGAUGAGGAUGGGAACCAGCUUCCUACACUUGUGUUGCCCUAG
Talaromyces amestolkiae is the source of this 708-nucleotide messenger RNA. RefSeq lists its product as uncharacterized. The transcript has a single exon. The record is from RefSeq and is a predicted model, not a curated record. The coding region runs from base 1 to 708 and encodes 235 amino acids. NCBI's taxonomy places the organism in Eukaryota, Fungi, Ascomycota, Eurotiomycetes, Eurotiales, Trichocomaceae.